UUAAUGAAUUAUCCUUUUCAGAAGUGUUGUUUUCAAUAAUGUCAACGAGGAAUUCAGAUUCAAAUUUAUCAUAGAUCUAGAUUCCACAUCAUUCGUCAUGACAGAAUCAGAUGAUCAGGACAAUGAUAGUUCAAACAACAAGCCGACCCACCUCUACUACUUUAAUUAAAAUUCUUCCCCAUUAAACUUUAUUCAAAGUGGUUGGCUUCAGGAGGCUCAUCUGGCUUAUGAACAUUUUCACAAUUAAAUAUACAUUAUAUCACAUUAUUGGUCAUCCGGAAUGCUAACCAUCAAAUCACUGCAUGACCGUGUUGCUCAGAUAUACUACACAUAUGGAUUGUUUUGUGCUAGCCAUCCAUGGACAACUAUUUUAUCUGUCAUCAUCUCAGUCAGCAUUACCUGCAUUCCUUUACUGAGUAACCUACCUAUUCCUGGGAAAACCUCCUUUGAGCACAGAACAUCAAAAUUAGGGUUUGCAGUUCCUGAAGGUGUUCGUUCAGCCAAUUUUCAACCAGAAGGGUUUAUUGAUGAAAAGAAACCAAGAUGGCUUGUUGGGGAACCAGUGGCUUAUGUACAGCAAGUGGUCAUGAAAUCUGCAGUAUCACCUUGGCAGAAAAAUCUUAAACCUUAUGAUGCCUUUAGAGCUCCUUUGGCAUCAGCUUUCAAAAUUGUUGAGGAGUUGGAUAAUUUUAAAUAUACUUCUGGUGGCAAAGACCAGUCUUUAGCUGACAACUGCUAUAGAGUCUCUGAGUCAUUGAAUGUUGGCGAACUGCAGAAAUUGUUACCUCAGUAUACCUGUUUUAUUGUUUCACCUGCCAACUUCUGGCAUCAGGAUAUUUUAAGUUUUAAGAAUGAUGCAGAUAUUCUCGACGAUGUCUACAAGAAUUAUGGACAAGUUGUUGGCAGCCAGACAUCUAUUAAAGAUCUGCUGUUUGGCAUACCUUGGUCACAGACUGGGAUAACUAAAUACCCAAUCCGCAGCAGGCAGCGCAUUAUAACAUAUGCUGUCACAAUCAUCAUGAAAAAAUAUGACUCACAAUUUGUCUCAGCCUUGACUGAAAUGCUUGAGAGACGCCACCCAGACACCAGCCAAAAUGUAAACAAUUCAGAAGUUCAAGACAUUGUGCAUGUGUACUUUAAAGAUGUUAAUUACAUUGUAGAGUACACGCCUCUGCUGGUGAUCUACCUUGUCAUGCUGUUGUACCUCUACUUUUCUGUGCGUAAAAUAGAGCUGGUAAAAUCAAAGAUUGGACUUGCUAUAAGCGCUGUAGUUACUGUUCUAGCAUCUCUGCUUAUGUCUGUCAGUAUUUGUACAUUGUUUGGGAUGACUCCAACACUUAAUGGAGGUGAGAUCUUCCCCUACUUAGCUGUGAUUGUUGGUGUGGAAAAUGUUUUGGUCAUCACAAAGUCUGUAGUCUCAACACCCGUCCAUUUAGAUGUCAAAAUCAGGGUUGCUCAAGGCCUUAGUAGAGAAGGAUGGUCUAUCACAAAGAACUUAGUGACUGAACUGGUCAUUGUCUUAAUUGGAUUUUUUACCUUUGUCCCAGCCAUACAGGAGUUUUGUGCUUUUGCACUAGUAGGACUUCUCUCUGAUUUUUACUUACAAAUGGCAUUCUUUGCAACUGUUUUGUCUGUAGACAUAAGAAGAAUGGAGCUUUCAGACCUACAUAAACAGAGUGUUCAACAGGCUGUACAGGAUGAGAGUAGUAAUGCAUUUAGCAUACAACCUUUGGUCCUGUGCCCAUUCGUCAGAGGAAAGGCUAGCUCCUCCCACAGAAGCCAUUCAUCUCCUCCCCCAGACCCGACACCUCCCAUGUACAGUCCCAUCGUCCAACCUAACCAUGUGUCACCACCCCCAUCACCAAACAGAAGUGUGUAUGAAGGUCAGACUUUUUUCCAUGCAUCACCGCAAUCAGAUCGGCCAAAAUAUGAGAUGCCUCGUAGAGUCAAGUUCUUUUAUUUUUUAGCAAGAUUUCGUAUUGUUCAGAAGUUGAUUAUGGUUUGUACGUUAGUCUGGAUUCUUCUCAUAAUGUACAAGACUGGACUAGUGGAUAAAUUAACAGGAGAUAAUGUUAGCGAUACACUUUCCCAGACUGCUACACCAAAACUUCCUGCUGAAGUCAGUUCAAUGAUGGAAUCCUCCAGAGAUGAAGAGUUUGGAGACAGACCAGUAGAACAUAAAAACUUGGAAUUGUGGAGAACGCUUUCACAUAAACAUUGGCCAACAUUGUUUCAAUAUUACAACAUAAGCCUGAGUGGCAGAUAUAUCAGCAUUUUGCCAUCAAUCCACUUAUCUGAGGUAAUAGACCCACUGAAAGCCAUUCAAAUGAGACAUCCAAAAGAAACACACGCACUACCUAUACCUAAACCCGCAGACUGGAAUGAUUCCCAUCAUUUGGACAACUUCCUCCCCAAGACGGACAAGGAGUUCAUCAUCACCAUCUUCCUGUGUUGUCUCACUGUGGUUGUCAUCACAUAUUUCAUGGUUCACCUGUACCGGUGUAUGUGCUCCAGGAACUAUUCACGCUGGCGCCACUCCUGGAGCAGGUCAGGACGUAGACGGCCUAGAGCCUAUGUCAAGCAGGUUAAAGAGUCUGUGCCGCUUGUGUUAUCUGGUCAUACACAGAAUAUUGAAUGUCUGCUUGGUGACAAUGGCCUUAUUAUCAGCUGCUGCUUGGGAGGUCAUCUCAAAAUAUGGGAUUCUAACUCAGGGGAAUGUAUUAAUACAAUCAUUAGAAGAGGCAUGGCACCAGUGAGUCGUAGAAGGCCUUGUGUGGGACGUAACAUAGAAGACAGUGACGCAGAUCUCUAUGCUGAGUACCAUGGCAGCAGGAGCUCGUCUGAGUUAUCAUUGGCUGAAGAGAGUGGUGGAGGAGAUGGCAUCAGGAGUAGGAGGGGUAAUUCCUCCUGGUCAGAUGUUAGAGGCCGGAGAGUGGGGUCAGCUAGGAAGUCAAACAGUCUGACUAGAAGUGACCUGAAACCUGAUCUUGUGUCUACUAUAAAUACAGAGUUCACAUCUAUUGAUCAGCGGAGACAUCAGAGUACUCCCAAUGGAUAUGACUUUAGGAGCUGGUUUGAAGGGCUGUAUGAAGAACAUCGCAGAUAUUUAGAAGCUGAAGGCCACACCUUACCAAGGAAUCAUAGUGCUGCAGAGCUUUCUUUAAUGUCACCACUUGAAAGGAGUAGAAGUUUGAGCUGCGGAGAACAAUCUACUUUAGACAUCUCAGCCCUUGAGGAUGACAUGUUAAAAGAGCAAGCUUCUUCUGUAUGGUGCAUGGCUAGCAUGCAUGGUCUAAUAGUCACAGGGUGUGGCAAUGGACAUAUUGAAAUGUGGGAUGCUGAAACCGGUGAAUUACGCUUUUACCAUGGCACCAAUGACAUUGGUAUAACAGGGCUUUGUGUGGUUGGCAACAGGAUUGUUGCAGCCAAGCUUGAUGGGACGUUAGACUUCUUGGAGAUUGAAACAUUCCAUAAUCCAAUCAUGACACCUUCACCAGUGCCUCUAAAUUCACCUCGUCAAAAUAGAGGUCAUUCACGAAGCAGUAGCACUGGUGUUGAAAAUCUCACAUCAUAUAACGAGGUCAUUAGGUGUGCAGGUGUAACGACAUGUCGAGCGCAUCAAUUACCUAUCAAUGUGAUCCAGUGUGCAGGAGGUAGGAUAGUCACUGCCAGUCAGGACCACACUUUGAAGGUGUUUAGACUGGACAAUGCCCUGUGUCUGUACACCUUGCAUGGCCAUGAAGCCAGUGUCACAGCCUUGUGUUUAGACCAGGUUGCUCCUUUUGCUGCUGUCAGUGGGUCCUUAGAUGGCACCAUCCGCAUGUGGGACCCCCUGACAGGGACCUGCAUACACAAGUUUACCUGGCAUAAAGCUACUGUCACCACCAUCUCCACCUCACCCUUGUACAUCGUCAGUGUGGGGAUGGAUGAUAGGAUGUGCGUCUGGGAUAGAACCAAAUCCUCAUUGCUUCAUAAAAUUGACUUGGACUCAGGGGGUAUUGGAAGUGCAGCUUUGAUGUGCAGAAAUCGGAUGGUCACUGGAGGACAGGGCAGCAUCUCAUUGUGGGACAUUCCGCGAGGAUCUCUGAUAAGGAAAGUGGUGUUUGCUGAUAGUGAGCUGCGGGCCUUUGUCAACCAUGUUGUAGCUGUUGCCAAUAAUGGGGUUGUGUGCGACCAGGGACAGGACCUGAAGGUUGUUUUCUUCCCUACAAUUUUGGAGAAAGCCGAAUGAUGCUGGAACUCUGGAACUUGCAUCUAUGGACUCACCCAGACACCUGAACACUCAAAGUGUCUAUGACUUAAAAUACUGGUUUGAAUUAAAUUAUGGUAGUUUGAAGGUUUGCUAAUUGUUGUUAAUGUUAUAUCAAAGAAUUGCUUUAACACCAUACUGAUUCCAUCUUUCAUUAUUUGUAUGUCAAAGAACUUGGGCAUUACAAUUUUACCAAGAUAGAAUUAAUUACUUCUAUUGAAACUCUGCAAGAUGUUCACUCAUCAAGCAUGUUGUUAUUUAAGUUCGUUAACUCUUGGCCAAAUGUUUUGAUAUGGAAUACUAAACCUUUCAGUGUGGUGUUUUGAACAUAGCUGUAUUUUAUUAAUUUGGAAUAAUGUAUUUACUUAGAAUCUUAUUUUUCACUCAAUUGAUCUAACCAUCUAACAAUUAUACCUGGGUUUAGUAAUUUCAAUCAGUGAUAUAUUUGUAUAAACAAUUAAACACUAGUUUAUUAAGCAUGCAUUAUUUUUAUAUGAUAAUUCAUAAUUGAAGCAGAAAUUUUUAGUAUAUUUUGCAUUCUGCAUUUAGGCUUGCAAUGCAUAUCAUUGUCAAUGAUUUAUGGAAUUUGUUGAAAUAAGAAAAUGUCAUAAAAUCUAAUAUCCAAUUUUGUUGUAAACCUUACUAACCUUAUUUUUAUAUUAACUAAAACUUAACUAAUAAUCUAUGUGGUCAGUAUUAAUUUCAGUUAUAAUUUUGCAAUGUUUAAAAUUAUGUAUACCCUGUAAAUAUUGUAUUGCAGGUUUGAUUUUUUUUUACAAUUGCCUUAAAAUUUAAAAUAUUUACAAUAUGCUUAAAUGAAUUUAAAGUGUAGCAUCAUCAUUGACAAACUGCACUUUAAGAACAAAUGCUUGUUUCAAUGUUACAAAUGUGCUAAAAUAUUUAUUAAAACAUGCAAAGUUAUAUUUAUUGCAAUUUUUGUAUGAUGUGAUUGAAUAUUUUUACUAUUUUUUACAGAUCUUAGUUUAAUUCUGAAAAAUAUGUAAAAAUUUAUUGUGUAUAAUUAGUGAAAAAGUAAAACUAUCCUUAUUUUUAAUACAAUCAAAAAAGUUAACAUUCAUGAUUUUUUUUUUUUUAAAGUGAUUUGUCAAUAGCAAUUUUCAACAAAAAAGUUGUUUUUAAAUGUUGUUUCAAACCAUUCCUGUUACUUUUUGUUAAAUUAGUCCUGCUAGCUUUGUUUGUCAUAAUAUUUAUAUAUAUUUUUAAGAUUGAUGUUAUAUUCUUUGCUUUCAUGUGAUUUGUAUGCACUAGUAAUGCAAUUGUGUAUUCAUUUGUUGGUGACAAAACUGCACUCUCAUUUUGUUUACAGAAAUUUGUUUUAUUUAGAUUCAAAUAUUUUGGCCCAUAUUGGCUGUAAAUGGUUGCAGAAGAUUAAAGGUGCUGUUAAGAUGAAUGAGUAGAAAGUGAGAAGUGCUUAACCUAUCUGUACUGUGUGUUCUCUAGAUUAUGUUAUUGACAUUUGAUAAAUUUGUGUUUUAAAUGCAACAAUGAUCUCAGAUGUAGAUUUGUCCAGUUUUUUGUGUGCAAUUGGAUCACAUUUGACCAAAAGUCAUACCAGUUAGUUUUUAUUUCAUCACUUUUGGUACAUCUUAGCACAUUCAUUUAAAUGUCAUGUUAACAUUGUUUUUAAACAGUGAUUUUCAACCUUAUGGUAGCUGGCCUUCCUUAAUAAAAGUUUAUAAUGAAGCUUAUUAUGGCUUAUGAGGCUUUCAUAUUGUUAGAGCUAACACAUUUUGUGAUUUGUUUAAAAAAAUAGAGCUACAUCUUAUCAGGUAUAAAUAGCGUGUUUAUCUGUUCUAAGCUUUCAAGGAUUUUCACACACAGCUUUCACUUAUCUUGUACUUUCAAAUCAUCUUUUUAAGCUGCUUUAUUUAAGUUGUGAAUUUAUAUCAUUUGGUACAGCAUUUUUAUGAUAAAGAUUUUUUAAAUCUGUAAAUAAAGAACCAAAAAUUAUUUGA
This is a messenger RNA of Physella acuta, 6225 nucleotides long. Its product is annotated as sterol regulatory element-binding protein cleavage-activating protein. Gene Ontology annotation, cellular component: endoplasmic reticulum membrane; SREBP-SCAP complex; Golgi membrane. Gene Ontology annotation, molecular function: sterol binding; protein binding. The record is from RefSeq and is a predicted model, not a curated record. Gene Ontology annotation, biological process: regulation of cholesterol biosynthetic process; SREBP signaling pathway. NCBI's taxonomy places the organism in Eukaryota, Metazoa, Mollusca, Gastropoda, Physidae.